GAGGAUUAAUGUAGUGACACCGUUACCAUGGAGACAACACACAUCCGGACGCUCAGCUAAGGAAGAGGCUAAAAGGACAUGGACUCGGAGUAUAUCAAAAAGCACCUGGGAAAAUGUCUCGCUGAGGGACUCGCCGAGGUGGCCGAGCAGCGCCCUGUGGACCCCAUCGAUUACCUGGCUCACUGGCUUUACAAAUACAAUGAGAAUGUUGAAUACAAGGCGAAGCACAAAGCCGCCUUGGCUCCGCUGGAGCAGGAGCAGGCCAGAGAGGAGGAGAUGCUCCAGCAGAAGCUCAGGGAGGAAGAGCAGAAGAUUAAUGAGGCCUCGGAAGAGUCCAAAAAAGCAAUGGAAGCAAAGGUUUCAACUCCUCCAUCUAAUCCUGUGGUUGAGCAGUCCAGUGACUCCCUCCAAACCAGUGUUGCAGUGUUACCUGAAGGAGAUAAUCAGAUCUCUCAGAAAGAGCAAACAGGGUCUGAUGUGACCCAAACGGCCACGGCAGAAGCUGCAGAGGAGAACAAACCUCUGAGCGCAGAGAAACUCAUCACCUCUGAUUCAGAAAACCAGCAGGAUAUGGAGGAGCACCAAACCAAAGCUCAGGAAAAUGACACUGAGCAGGAGGUGAAGAAUACAGAUAAUGAAACCGCUACAGAGGCUACUGGGGGGGAAACAGCGGAGAUCAAAACAUCUGAGCUUGCCAGCGCUCAAGUCAAAGAUGAGUCUGAAGAAAUACCUGCAGAGAAAAAUGAGACAGAGCCAAGCGGCGAUAAAGUAGCAGAGCAAGAGGUUGGCCGCGAUGAUGAUGAUAAGCAGGGUGUCGAUCCAGCUGAAACUGCUGAACCUGUCGCCACCGAGCCAUUACAGCCAACUUCUGGCCAAGAUGCUGAUGAUUUAAAACCAAUCAACAGCGAGGAAACGCACGAGAAACAAAACCCUCAGUCCCCUGACCCGCAAGAGAAAGAGAAGAAGACUGAUGAACCUGAAAUGAGUGAAGCUGAUGGCUCCAUCCAAGCGGAGUCAGCCUCUGGUCCUCAGAGUGAAGAUCUCAAACCAGACGAGACAGUCUCUGUUGAAGAAGAGGCAAAAGAAGAGCAACAGGAGACGCACAAACCAAAUUCUCGUCCUCCUCAGGACCAGGAGAAGGAGGCAGACGGACAGCAGACAAGCGAGGCCGCUGAUACCACGACUCCGGCUGACACUGAUGGAGGGGAAGAUAGGACAGUGUCCAGUGAGGGGCCGGUGACCUCCCAGGACGAACCUGAAAAAUCUCCCUCUGACAAGGAGGACGCCCAGCAGGAGGAAGAAGACAAAACAGAAGAAGAGGCAUGACCUGCUUGAUGUCGUUAUCUCACUGAUCCACAUGACCUACCUGACACAGAUUAAAAUGAGCUCCAGUGUACAUAGAGCUAUCUGACACUGUCACCCACCUAAUACCUGGUGAUGUGUACAUGAUGGAUAUGUAUUGUGUAAAUAUGCAAUUGUGGAAGUUUGAAUAAAUAAACUAUGAA
Messenger RNA from Myripristis murdjan (pinecone soldierfish), 1505 nucleotides. RefSeq names its product DPY30 domain containing 2 (gene dydc2). Bases 79 to 1326 code for a protein of 415 amino acids. The transcript has 11 exons. Lineage: Eukaryota; Metazoa; Chordata; Actinopteri; Holocentriformes; Holocentridae. The record is from RefSeq and is a predicted model, not a curated record.